Messenger RNA from Mauremys reevesii (Reeves's turtle), 1464 nucleotides. It is a transcript of the gene NDRG1, whose product is annotated as N-myc downstream regulated 1. The record is from RefSeq and is a predicted model, not a curated record. The transcript is spliced from 16 exons. The coding region runs from base 215 to 1423 and encodes 402 amino acids. Lineage: Eukaryota; Metazoa; Chordata; Testudines; Geoemydidae. Gene Ontology annotation, biological process: signal transduction. Gene Ontology annotation, cellular component: cytoplasm.
CAGGUAGCGCUCCGGCAGGGCGGGGCGGGGACUCCCCAGGGGCGGGGCCGGAGCGGUAUAAAUACCUCGCGAGCCGGGGCUCGGACUUAGACGGGCUCAGCUUGGCGGGAGUGUGGCAUUGUGAGACUUGGCCGGAGAACGGAGUCCUGCUGCAGCGACAGACAGACAGACAGACAGAGGCGGCGGUUCCCGCGCUAGAUAUCAGCUACUAACCAUGUCGACAGAGCUCCAGGAUGCUCACCUCGCAGAGGUGAAACCUCUGGUAGAGAAAGAUGAGGCAAUCACUCGCCUUCUUCCAGAUUUUGAUGUUCAGGAGCAAGAUGUUGAAACUCUGCAUGGCUCUGUCCAUGUUACUAUGUAUGGGACUCCCAAAGGAAACAGGCCUGCCAUCCUAACAUACCAUGAUAUUGGACUGAAUCACAAAACUUGCUUCAACCCCCUCUUCAACUUUGAAGAUAUGCAGGAAAUAACACAACACUUUGCAGUCUGUCAUGUGGAUGCACCAGGACAACAAGAUGGAGCAGCAUCUUUCCCAGCUGGAUACAUGUAUCCCUCCAUGGAUCAGCUGGCAGAAAUGCUCCCUGGGAUCCUAAAACAGUUUGGACUGAAAAGUGUUAUUGGAAUGGGAACUGGAGCUGGUGCCUACAUCUUAACUAGGUUUGCUCUGAACAAUCCAGAAAUGGUGGAAGGACUAGUUCUCAUCAAUAUAAACCCUUGUGCUGAAGGAUGGAUGGACUGGGCAGCGACUAAGAUUUCAGGAUGGGCUCAUGCCCUUCCAGAUAUGGUCAUUUCACAUCUUUUUGCAAAGGAAGAGAUUCAUAACAACCAUGAUCUGAUCCAUACUUAUCGCCAACAUAUUGUCAAUGAUAUGAAUCAAACCAAUCUUCAUCUCUUUGUCAACUCGUACAACAGUCGAAGAGAUCUUGAGAUUGAGCGUCCUAUGCCUGGAGCAAAUGUUGUUACUCUACAAUGCCCUUCACUGUUGGUGGUUGGUGACAGUUCUCCUGCUGUUGAUGCUGUGGUAGAGUGCAACUCUAAACUGGACCCAACAAAGACCACACUCCUAAAGAUGGCAGACUGUGGUGGUCUCCCUCAAGUUUCCCAGCCUGCAAAGCUUGCAGAAGCUUUCAAAUACUUCGUUCAGGGAAUGGGAUACAUGCCUUCAGCUAGUAUGACCAGGCUUAUGAGGUCCCGUACAGCAUCUGGUUCCAGCGUCACAUCUUUGGAGGGACAGAGAAGCAGAUCCCACACUGGGGAAGGAACAAGAAGCAGGUCCCAUACCGGUGAGGGUGACAGGAACAGAUCCCAUACUAGUGAUGGGUCCAGGAGCCGCGCUCACACAGACACACGUGUUGAGCUCACUCCUAACUCUGCAAGCAAUGCUGAACAAACAAGCCCCAAAUCCAUGGAAGUUUCCUGUUAAAUACCUUUUUAAAAAAAAAAAAAAAAAAAAAACACCAAAAA